AUGAGAAGUGUUGGAGUAUCUGAAAAAGUAAUAGAGAAUGGGAAGUAGAUAGAAACAGAAGAAAUUGAUAGAGUUAGAAAAAAAUUACAAAAUCAUGAUAAUAUGAUAAGUUUAUUAAUGGAUACAUAGUAAUUACUAUUUCCUUAUUAAAUAGAGCAUAAUUGAAAUAAACAUUAUAGAUAUUUAAUACUUCUGAUGAUAUACAAUCAAGUAUAAAAAGAUGUUUAAAUUUUAGAAUUACUUUCUCAAUUCGAUGACAAAAUUUAUUAACUUAAAUAGGAAUUAAAUGAUACUAGAGUUAAUGACACUGUUAGAUAAGUUAAAGGUAUUAAUAUAUUUAUAAUUAAUAGAGAAAUGUAAUGCUUGUUGGGUAGUUCUUGGUGAUGUCAAUGAAAGAGUUGAAAAAAUGUAGAAAUACUUAGAUGAACAAACAGAAAAGAAAAAGUCUGGAGGACUCUUAUAAAAAGCUGCUUCUUAUAUCAAAGCAUCCUGAAU
Messenger RNA from Paramecium sonneborni, 495 nucleotides. Lineage: Eukaryota; Ciliophora; Oligohymenophorea; Peniculida; Parameciidae. The record is from the annotation of a GenBank genome assembly.